AAUGUCUGAAAAGCUGUUCGCAGACUUCCGUGUGAGAUUAUUCUAUUCUAUUUCCAAGCGUCGAUCAUCUUCCCGGCGGCUUCCUCAACAACACGCGGAGGAAUGUCUGCAUUUCUCAUUUCUCUUCAAAUAAAUCCACGCCCCGCGUUUGAUCCCACAGCUCCGCCGUGAUCCUUAAUUAUCCAAAAGGCUUCAUUUAGUAAUUUUGUUAUCCUUGGGAACACAAGCUAUGGAAUCCGAAACCUCAGGGAUCGCGUACCCCGUGGAUGGUCAGAUUGCAAUCGAUCUGUUUGUGUCCAAGAAACACCCCGGAGUCCCACGUGGCCAUCUCGCCUUUCUCGAUUAUUCCAACAAUCUAAUCUUCAGGAUCAAUCCUCACUCUCCUAAACCAUCGGCUUCCAACAACUACAAGAAAGUACUGCUUGACGCCUCCGGCGAACCCCUCCUCUCAAUUUACCGCUACCAUACCGGGUCUUGGAAAUGCUACAAAGGGGAAAGUAACAAUGACGAGGAUUUGGUGUUUAGAGUUCAGAGGUCCUUGAAAAAGCUCAAUAGAGUUGAGCUGGAGGUGUUUUUGACUGGUGAGAUAUUAGAAGACACAACCUGUGAUUUGAAAGUUAGAGGCUCCCCUUUCCAGAGAUCAUGUAGCAUCUAUAAUGGCAAUUCCUUGUUGGCACAGACUAGCCUGAUGUACAAGCUCGACCAAAUAUUCGUCAGCAGGAAAAAAUUUCGGCUGACAAUUUUUCCUGGAUCCUUUGAUCAUGCUCUGCUUGCGGCUCUGGUUGUAAUAUUUUUGAAUGGAAGGAAAUAAUUUUUCUUGAAGAUGGCAUGUAAAUUAUAUAUUAUUUUUCACUGUUAAGAAUUUUAGAUGUUUAUCUUCGGCUGCGAGGACAAAGUUCUAAUGCAUGUUCUGCCCCUUCUCUGUA
Prosopis cineraria is the source of this 926-nucleotide messenger RNA. RefSeq names its product protein LURP-one-related 7. The transcript is spliced from 3 exons. Lineage: Eukaryota; Viridiplantae; Streptophyta; Magnoliopsida; Fabales; Fabaceae. The record is from RefSeq and is a predicted model, not a curated record. The coding region runs from base 230 to 811 and encodes 193 amino acids.